AUGACAACUCCAAGGGAGCCUAAACUGGGGCUUGAAUGCCUGGCUCCCCCCUCCCCGCCCUCCCUCCGCCCCCCGCCGCUGUCUCCAUCCCUCCGGCUCUGCGCUGCAGCCGCUGCGCCAUCCCGGACCCAGACUCCGGCGCCGGCCGGGGCCCCUGACUCCGGCUGCAGGGACCCUGUCCCAGCGGGAGUGCAAGCAUGUCAGCGGAAAAGUCAGGCCUCCCGGACUCCGUCCCUCAUACUUCGCCACCUCCAUACAAUGCCCCCCGCGGUGGGCACGCUGCCGCUGGGGGGCUACGUGGCGCCUGGCUACCCCCUGCAGCUGCAGCCCUGCACAGCUUACGUGCCGGUCUACCCGGUGGGCACGCCCUACGCAGGAGGAACCCCGGGGGGCACUGGAGUGGCCUCCACUCUGCCCCCGCCGCCCCAGGGCCCGGGUCUGGCCCUGCUGGAGCCGAGGCUUCCCACCCCGCCGCAGGUGCGCACGGCCCUGGCCCGCGGGGAUAUGGUGUCCGCCGAGAUCGCGUCGCGCGAGGCCCGGAACUUCUCCUUCAUCUCCCUGGCCGUGGGCAUCGCAGCCAUGGUGCUCUGUACCAUCCUCACCGUCGUCAUCAUCAUCGCCGCGCAGCACCACGAGAACUACUGGGACCCCUGAAGACGCCCCGGCCCGGCCCUCUCUGUGCCCGGCGACCUCCCGGGAGCGCUCUGCGGUCGCGCCGCGGGACUUCCUCGCAUC
Fukomys damarensis (Damara mole-rat) is the source of this 735-nucleotide messenger RNA. It is a transcript of the gene Prrt1, whose product is annotated as proline rich transmembrane protein 1. NCBI's taxonomy places the organism in Eukaryota, Metazoa, Chordata, Mammalia, Rodentia, Bathyergidae. Gene Ontology annotation, cellular component: membrane. The record is from RefSeq and is a predicted model, not a curated record. The coding region runs from base 1 to 654 and encodes 217 amino acids. The transcript is spliced from 6 exons.